Xenopus tropicalis (tropical clawed frog) is the source of this 3559-nucleotide messenger RNA. It is a transcript of the gene faap100, whose product is annotated as FA core complex associated protein 100. The transcript is spliced from 10 exons. Gene Ontology annotation, cellular component: Fanconi anaemia nuclear complex. The record is from RefSeq and is a predicted model, not a curated record. NCBI's taxonomy places the organism in Eukaryota, Metazoa, Chordata, Amphibia, Anura, Pipidae. The coding region runs from base 103 to 2640 and encodes 845 amino acids. Gene Ontology annotation, biological process: interstrand cross-link repair.
AUGAUGUCAUCAGCAGGCUCCUCACAUGGGUUAGUUCUGUGCAAGUGCAGCUCUUCCUGGUUAUGAGGAUUUAUCUCGCCUGAGUAAUGUAAAGCAUGCGCAAUGCCUUCUGUCCAGUAUCUGGCAGGGUUUCACUGCCCAGCAGGUGGUCUGGCAGCACAUGGAGCUCAGUUAAUCCCUUGGAAGGGCAAUGUCUAUGUAUCCAUUGGCAAAUCUGUCUAUGAAUACAGCAUGGAAAAGAAAUGCAUGUUGGCUGUGUAUGAAUUUGCUACUGAAAUAUGGUGCAUUGAACUGGACACAAAGACUCAACAACUUUAUAUACUAUGCGGCCAAAGUGGAAUCUACCUCCUGCAGUGGGAUGAAAAAGGGAGGUUGCUGAAGGAACCAAUGUCUGCUACAAGCACAGGAGGAGUAAACAUAUUCUUUAUAGGAGUGGAAUUCUGCUGCCUACUGGACCCUUCAAUCUGUUAUUUUACAGUAUGCCAUGAAGUCUUAGUCGCUGUAUCCAUGAACCAGAACAAAUGGGAAAUCAGACUGUUUAACAUAAGAUCUUCUGAUCAUAAAGGCAAUUAUCCAUCAGCAAUCAGAGAAAUGGAAAUCUCUGUCAAACCCACACCUGGAUGCAGAGACAUAUGUAAAGGGAAUAGUCUCCCUCCAGUUCUACUUUGUGUCUCUCUGUGGAAAAAGGAAGAAUUAGCUGUGGAUUUCCAUGAAUUUACAAUAGAGCCUUCCUUAUUCACGUUCCUUUUUGGAAUUGACUUGGCAAUGGUAAAUUCCCCAGUUGUUAUCUGUGGUUUUCCAGAUGGACAGGUUGUAUUCUUUCCACUGAAGACUGUUCCUUCUCCCAAAAGUGACUUUACAGAUAACCAGACCAAGUCUUCAACUCGUUUGCCGCUUCUUUAUAAUCUAGAGCAGCCUGUUGUUUUUCUUGGGGCUACAAAAGCACAAAUAUCAGAUGGCGAGAACAAUCCUUGGACUAAUAGCUCUAACAAACUUUUCUGUGACUGCAUAUUGCUUUUGGGCCAGGGAGGUCUGAUGGUAACAAUAACUGCUGGAAACAAAGCAGAAGGGGGGACUUAUGAGUUUAGAGAGUAUCAUUUGAAAGCUCCUGUAAAAUCAGCUUUCUGUUCUGGUCCUAAUUUGUAUUAUAGCACCUGCUCUGAUAUCCAGUGUGUUGUCAUUCCUCAGCCAGGGGCAGAUCUGCAAAAUCGCAUCCUUUCUUAUUCAAGUUAUAACAUCCCUAUGAUCAGAGCAAUGUCUCCAAUUUCUUGCUGCUCAGAAGGAGAUAAGGAAUUUUUGGCCCUUUCUGACAAAGGAAAGCUCAUGCUUUUCAUUUUGAAACAGAGUGAGGAUACAGCACAGAGAGCUAGACUUUCAUGUUCCCAAGCAGGACAGAGGAUCAAAGAGCUGCUCUCCCAAAUUGCUUCGGUCUCUGAAAGGGCCUCACCACUGAAGUCUCUUAUAGAGCAGAGAAACCAUUCUUUACUAAAUCUCAAUAAAGUAGUAGCAAUAAGUCAGGCUGUACUGACCAGUCGGGGUGCUAACAUGCCUGUGCGCUGCAAAGUGAAGCCAUUAUGGACUCGAAGACUUCAGCAGGAUUGUUUGGUUGCAUCGUGCAUCCUAGAGAACAAGACUGACUUUAUCUUGGAAAGUGGGUGGAACCUGUGUAUUCAUCUAAGUACAGAGGGCUCUGGUACCUCGUACUCCUUUUCUGUCAUGAAUCUGCAACCAGAAGAGAAUAUGGAAUUUAUUUUUCCUUUAGUCACAGAGGAAAGUGAACAUUUGGAAUUUCCUAUUAAAAUUACCUUUGCUUUGGUUUACAGUUUACAGGAACUUGAUAAAAGCUCUUUUCAAGAUCCCCAGUCUUCUUUAUUUUCCCAUACACAGUCUAGCAUUUGCUUACCUCUACAAGAACAUAUCAUUGACAUUUUACAGUGCCUUCGUCUUAAACCACACACUGGGCAACCUUUCCCUACCACCUUUCAUUGCAUGUCUCCCUUGGAUCCAGUAGAGGCAUUUUUGAGGUCCUCUGGUGGAGCUGAAUGCAAGCCUGGGCAACCAAGUGCCAUCUCUAAAGCUAUCUGUAAUGCAGAAAGUAAUUAUGCAGUAACAUUGGUGGCUUCUGUGAGAGUGGCAUCUGUGAUCCUGCAUCGGGCUUUAAAGAAAGAAGACUCUGAUACCUCGCUUUGCAGCUUGUUGUUUCACUGGCUCCUGUCAGCAGAGUUACCAUUGUCCCAGAAUCCGGUAGAAGUGCAUGGCAUGACCCCCAAUGGAAGAGAAUUUAGGCUACGAGUUGGGGAGGUAUCUGCAUAUGAUCUGUCCCCUGCCAACCCUAUCCCAGCCACUGAAGUCCAAAUAAUAUCUCCCCACUUGGAUGCUCUGGCCUGUUUGCAUUUGGCAGUGAUCCGUCGCCUUCAGAUAUUGGCAGAAAAAUGUAACCAGGAUGGCUGCAUCUCCCCAGAAAUAAAUUUGGAUAGCAUCCAGAAACAGGUUAUUGCCAGGGAGUCUUUAUUAAAAGAAGUGAAAUCCUUGCUGGACAAUCUUUGUGUGAGGAAGGAUCUAAGUUUUGAAUCAUCAGCCAAAAAGAGACUUUUAUGUUUAUACAAAGAGUUGCGGGACCCUGGCCUACUCUUGCUUUGAUUUUGGAGUUCAGACUUUUUUUUACACAACUUUUUUUUUUCUUAUGUCUAAGUAAGAAUUACAAACUUAAGUGUCACCCUCAGUAUCACUACAACAUCCAGAUUUAAACUAUUCUUAAGUUCCAAUUUCUUCUCUACCUCAAUGCAAGGUUAAUACUUUUCCCCUCCUGAAAAUAAAUAUAUGCAGUUCUCAGACUAUAAUUCACUAUGGCCUUAACAGUUUUUACUACAUUUUUGGCCAUUGGUUGAGCUUGCCAGGCUCCUACUGUUGCCAAUAUUUAUCUCCUCACUUUACUAUCCUCAUUUGUACACAACCAUUCCUUAACACCAUUGAGAACUGCCUGACACACAUCUGCACACAGCAUAAAGAAGACUUCUCUUGAAGCUCCCACAACCUACUGCAUUGUCAGUCUGUUAAGCAAAGCAUAGCUAGGCAGUGCUGUGAUGAGGCAGAAGAUGGCCAUUGACAUACAGGAAUAAAGAGGUGAAAGGAUUUUUCUGAAAAGGGAAAUUCUGCAGAAGAGUACAGACAAUUCUCUGAGCACUGCCAGUUAAAUAGCUGAGUCGGAAUAUUUGCUUUCAGAGGGGGAGGGCAGGGAAGGCUACAGCAAACUAUCAAACAUAUAAAAAUCCCAAAGACUUUAAUGCAAGAUAUUUGAAAAAAUAUUUCUUUGCGCUCAAAUAUCAACACACACAAAACAGCAGAUCCCCUUUAAUUAUUCCUUAACACCUUUUUAUCCUGUCCAGUCAGUCUGCCACAUUUGCAGAUAAAUAAUAGACUGGGAAAGAUCUAGACGCUGGGAUUUGCUGUGGUACCAUCUGUUUAGUUAAUGUAUGGUUUGAAUGUACUGAGCUGUGUAUACAAGUAGUACUUUAUGAAUAAAAAUAUACAUACAUAAAUUUGGGAACUUGGCAAGUCA